Molecule: messenger RNA, 5120 nt
Organism: Hyalella azteca
Lineage: Eukaryota; Metazoa; Arthropoda; Malacostraca; Amphipoda; Hyalellidae
Gene: wake
Product: ankyrin repeat and fibronectin type-III domain-containing protein 1
Exons: 14
Coding region: 632-4165 (1177 amino acids)
Biological process (GO): regulation of establishment of bipolar cell polarity; signal transduction; establishment of mitotic spindle orientation
Cellular component (GO): spindle
Molecular function (GO): protein binding
Source: RefSeq, a predicted model, not a curated record
CAACUGCCAGAGGUACGAGAGUCGUCAUGGAAUGCCACACAGAACAGGUUCUAGGAACACCUCCUUCCCCCUGUCAUGAGUCAAAUUCAAAAUACUUACUUGCCUCGACGUGCAGAAUUCCUUUGUAUUGGAAACCUUGUGUUUCUGUUCAGUUCAUGAAACAAAUAUAAAAAUGUAUCUAAUUGGGUAUAUCAGUCCACAAUAAAUCCCCAAUUCUAACUAUAUAACGAGAAGGUGUGGAAAGCAGGCAAGUGUAUGAACUUUUUUUUUGUAACGUACCUGUUGGACAGCGUACGGCGGUUCAGUGUAGUUGAGACACUUGAGUGUGUAGGUGUCGCAUUUCGUUUGUUCUGAGCCAUGCGAGUGUAAUGAUUUCUGUGAAUGGCAACCAUACAUCCUUGUGAAAGUUAAUCCCAUAGUAAUACAGCAUCAGUAGCUACAAGUCAUGUGUUAUUGUGAGCUGUAGUGCACCACGUGGUGAAGUGCUUGUGAUAGAAAGUGGUUAGUGGCGCGGGACGCGUGCCCAGGAGGAGGGCCACUAGAGGAAGGAUUGAGCGUUUCAAAAGAAACUCGAAGAACUGAAACGUUGGCCGGUGAAACUGCUGCAGCAUGUAGCGCAGGCCGGUCCGCCAUGGAGGGCUUCAUCGGCGAGGGCUUCAACCGGGGCAAAACUGACCGCAAAAUUAACAAGAUCAACAUUCAUCAACAUGCCUUGUUCUCGGCGGUCCAGAACAACCAGUUUGAGAGGGCAGCAAACAUCCUCAAGAAUAACGAGCUCAACGUCAACAGCGUAAACAACGAGGGACUGUCUGUGCUGGAGUUGGCGACCAUGAACCACAACGUUGAACUGGUGCGGCUGUUGCUCAAACAUGGCGCUCGGGAGGACACAAGCAAGAACUACGAGGCUAACGUACAGCACCUGGACAAGUGCCUGCGUGUAGCAGAGCGUCGCUAUGAAGCCAUCGUCGCGGCGGCGGUGACCAGCAAAGAGCAGGAGAGACACCGGGAGGCGUGGCAGCGACACUGCAAGCUCCACGCCAGCAUACAGCGCGGCCUCGAGUCCCUUCAGGUGCCGGACGCCCCGAGCAGCGCUAAUGUUGAGGUGAUCGAUAGUACGAGGGUGAAGGUGAGCUUCGCAGAGCCUCACGCCUCACCACCUCAAAUCGUCACCAAGUUCAAGGUGGAGUGGAGUGUGGACGAGUGGGCGUCGGCACAGUCGCAGGAGCUAACAGACCUCAGGAGGAACUCUGUGGUGAUCGAGCGCCUGGCGCAGGGGCGGCGCCAUGCGUUCCGAGUGUCAGCAGGCAACCUCAGGGGAUACGGGGUGCCCAUCUUAACAUCCCCCCCAUUCGCUGUUCCUUCCAGUUGGCGAGAUCUGGACUCAAGAAAGCCGCGUUUUGACGGCCUCCUGCGCGAGUUCGAUAACUUAUUUAACCAGGUGCGGAGCGCUCGGCCGGAGCACGCAUCUGAGAUCCGGGCGAUGGAACCAGGCCAGGAGACGCCGCUCAAUCAGCGCCGCGCGCAGAAGAAGAAAGCCAUCAUGCAGCUCUUCACGCCCGCCCCCAAGUUCCAUAAGAACCUAAAGAGGGGCUGCUACCUUGCGAGUAUCGUGUGGUGCGAGAACAAGGUGCUUGUCACCACCGAAGAGUUCCUACCCGUCGUGGAGGUCGAUGAGAACUUCCCUAGCCAGGCGAAGCAGGACCUCAAGUGGCUCAUGGAGGUCGCGGCCACGUGGGAUGACGUCAAAAGCUUACGACAAGACAUGGAGCGCGCGGGCUCUGUGUCGUAUCUUCCGUUCCGUAGCAAACUCCUUCAAGCCGCCGCCAACAUGCAGACGGCGCUGGGAGUUCAGGACCUGGGCCAGCUGUACCAUGAGAUCAUCAAGGACAGCCAGGGCGCGUUGGUGUUCUGCACCGUCAAGCACGUCCGCUCCACCAAGAGUAUCGCUACCAUCAACGUAAAGUGGGCGCCGCUCAGCAAACUCAAGGAGAGGAAGCUCUCCGGUGUCAGUCCCAUCAGCACCCCAGGCGACGCGCCCUCGCCCUCAGCAGGGGAGCUCCUCCUAGCGUCGCUCCUGAAGCAGAUCGAGUACGGGCGAGCCUCCAGCAACCACCUGCCCCGUGGCCUCUACCUCGGAUACCUGAAGCUCCAGAGUUCCAUGGAGCACCUGCGAGUCCUCGUGCCCGACAAGGGCCCCAACAUGCUGCCCAAUGUCAAGAUCCGCGACAACACCCACGUUUCCAGGGAGGAGUGGGAGUGGGUGCAACAGCUGCGCUCUGGAAAAGAUUCCCCGCCCAGUCCUGCCCAGCAGGUGUGGCAAAGCCAGCUGGCCGCCGCUGCCCACAAGCUCCUCUCGCAGCUGGGGAUGAGUGGAGACCAUCGGAUAUAUACUGGGGAGGUUCUUGAUUUUGAUGGGGACGUGUCACUUAUACUGAUGUUCCCACCAAGCGAGUCUCUCUUCUGUAACCUCGGCCAAGAGGAUUCGUUGUUAUCGCGACCUGACCUGCUGGCCCUACCCAUCCACACGUUCGAGAUGGUGCAUCUUUCGACGUACCUCUCCCCGCUGCUCGAACGCUACGCUAGGCUCUCGUGCAUCCUUGAAAUGGACAAACUUGUGGCCGAACACGCCAAGCGUGAGGCAUUCAGCCAGGAAGAGAUCAAUGCCACCAAACAAAGACUGGCGCAGGUCCAGCGCUUCCAGCAGAUGCUGGAUGACGCUUGGAAGCAGCUCCGCUGGGUCAAGGAUGCUAUCAGUUUUGCAAGGGACAAAACCAGUCACGGAGUUCCUAUGAGUGCCAUAACCGCCUCCCUUGGCUCAUCCGUUUCACGCAACUCCCAUUCCAGUUGGAGCUCCCACAGACUCUCAGACGCGUCUUCUCCUCCUUCCAGUCCUCCAUUCCAUGGCCUCCUCCACCACAGUUCAUCAGACUCGAUACAUUUUGGUGCUGAAAAGAAACGGUUCUGUAAAUCUGACGAUAGGCUUCAAUCCAGUCGGCAUCGAACGAUGAAGAAAUCCAGCACGGCAGAAAAUGUGCGCGUAACACCUAAGGCUCAAUCUAAUUUUACCAAGUCCAAGACCUCUGAUUGUUUAUCUCACAUCCCAGGUGACAUCGAUCCUGAGUAUUAUUGUUCACAAACUCCCUCUAAACUUAGCUCGUUUGCUACAUCGGAUGAGCCAACUAUGUACAGAAAAGAUCAAUUGAAAACUAGAAGUGAAAUUCAAUUGCCGGAUUCUAUCGCUCCGGACGGGCCAUUCCCUCGAAAAGCAAGUGCCCCAGCACGAGUGGACGGGAAUGACCCACUUGACUCUGACCGAAUACCUCCGUCUCAUAAUCAAUCUGUUUUCUGUGAUUCAUUAUCUAUAAACUCAAUUAUUGAUCCAUUAAAUGACCGCAGACGAAGGGACUUGGAUCCUAUAUGCUGUGCUCGCAAAACGACAGGCUCAAUUAGGAGUCCAUUAUCUAGCUGCUACGACUUAAAUUUUGCUAGCUGCCUGCCCUUAGAUAUGAACGUCGCAGGGAGUGGUUCAGGACACGAGUCAGAGGCUUCUUUUCCCAGCAUGACGACGAGUCUUAAGUCUUUUUCAUCCACUGAGACCGAGACCGAUGCGCUCAGUCUAUUGAGUCGAGAAAGCGGCCGCAGCGAGAAUAGUGAGACAAGGAGCGGUGUGGAGGGAGAGGAAAUCGACGGUCGGAAAGCUGAGGAGACGAAGGCCAUCAAGCAGGUGUACGCUGCUUACGAGACGGGUAUGGCUAAAGGAGUAUCUGUGAAAAUUCAAGUUAACAAUAAAACAACUGCUAGGGACGUAAUAGACGUUGUGGUCCGCCACUUGAAUGUCGCAGUCGUGCAGAAAGGCAAGAAGGGACCAACUUAUGGCACAGAGAAGCUCAAGAACUUCUGUUUGGUGGCUGUGAUAGACAAGAGGGAGCGCUGCCUGCGAGACGACUUUAAGCUAUUGUCACUUCAAGAUCCAUGGCGUCAGGGCAGAUUGUAUGUCAGGACCAAGACCGAUCUUCUUGCAGCCAUAAACCAUUGCACAUCGCGCAAUUCAGGGCACGGUUCUUCCUCUUCUGAUGGGAGUAAAGUUGUUCCUCCUCCUGAAGUGAGUCCCCACUCAUCCCCAAGCGACUCCUCGUCCCCAGACCAGACCCCAAUCUUCCCCUAGGACCUGUAACCAUGCGUAUUUCUCCGUCACAAACCAUUUUGAUCUCUUAGCAUUAACAGUAAGUUAAGUUAAUACUGGGGGACGCACCUUGUGGAGUGGGCCCUGGGUGUGUCAGCAGCCUUCUACUUGGCUUCAUAUUGGCUUGGUUUGGCUUCUUCAUAAGAAAAAAAUCUGGCAUAGCUCAAUUUAAUAUGAGAAAAGAUCACCGUAUAGGUCAGAUGUUGAUUCCUCUACACUAUCUUAUUCAUACGGGAUACGAAUGAAAAUGAUAGCCGCAAUCCGCCAAACCUGGAAGAGUGAGGAACCCAUCAAAAAAGUUUUAACAUGAUCUAAUUCUCUAAGUUUACUAUGUACAUACGAAGGUACUGUAGCUAUAUUUUCCUUGUAUCCAGUGGCACCUGGAACUGAACGUCUGUGGUAGUAUGCUAGGACCAUCAGUGAGCACCAUUGGACCAUCACCACUCGUGACUGGUGGCCAAUAGUCGCUUUUUUCACGUAUGAUUUUAGGUUAGAACGAAAUGCGUUUAUGUUUAGCCUGUAAAGUAGACCGCUCUUCUACAGGGUUUCGUUCAUAAACCUAGCAGAGGAAAUACAUAUCUUUCAUUGGAUAUUUGGCUCGACCUUCUUAAUUUGUUCCAUCAUUUGUGAGUUAAUCGACUUAUUUUUCAACAUGACAGUGAAAUAUUCUACAUCUAUCAUACUUGGUGAUGCGUUCAACGCAAAUUUUUAUGAAAAUCUGCCGUUUCGAAUUAGGCAUGUACAUUGUUCAAAAUUAAUUUAUUUUGCACUGAGGCUGGGAGCCAUAAUGAGGACAGUCAGCUUAAUGCAAGCAGCGUGAUAUGCCCGUACGAAAAGAAUGCAGCGAAUAAACUUAGCAUCAGCGAAUAAACUUAAUUAGCAUCAACGUAGACUAGCAUGUAUAGGACUGUACCAAAGACAAUUAGAUUUAAACUUA